AUGUCUUCACCAAUCCAGUUUCAAAGACCAAUCAACCCUAAUUAUCACCACCCCACAAACACAAUCCACCACAAACAAUUCCAAUCCCAGGCAGUCACAGCCGCAGUCGACCUCACGCUCUACCACUCCCACGUGAUGGCUCCCAACCAGUGCUGCUCUGCCGUAGUGCAAUCCAUCGAGGCACCUGUCCAGACCGUCUGGUCCGUCGUGCGGCGCUUCGACAACCCGCAGGCCUACAAGCACUUCCUCAAGAGCUGCCACGUCAUAGACGGAAAGGGUGACGUAGGCACGGUCCGGGAGGUUCACGUGGUGUCGGGGCUUCCCGCGGGGUCCAGCACGGAGCGCCUGGAGAUUCUGGACGACGAGCGGCACGUCAUCAGCUUCAGCGUGGUGGGCGGGGACCAUCGGCUGACGAACUACCGGUCGGUCACCACACUGCACGACUCACCGAACGGAGUGGGGACCGUCGUCGUCGAGUCGUACGUGGUUGACGUGCCGCCCGGGAACACGAAGGAGGAGACGUGCGUGUUUGUGGACACGAUCGUGCGUUGCAACUUGCAGUCGUUGGCUCAGAUCGCUGAGAGUAUGGCCAAUAAGCCAAACACCAAGAAACCCUCAUGAAAUUAUUCACAUUUUCUUCGUCGGUGAUUUGUUUUUUUUUUUUUUUUUUUUUUUUUUUUGUGAGGCUCGAUCUUCGCAGCUGGUUUAAAUGGUCAAAGGGUUGUUUUAUGAUAUCGUGUAUAUUAGUCCAUGUUAUAAAUUGCUUCUUUAAUUUCCUUAUUUAUCAUGUAAUCUCAGAUUGCUCAAUCGAUCUAUACAUAUAACAAUAUAAUGUUCUG
Pyrus x bretschneideri (Chinese white pear) is the source of this 839-nucleotide messenger RNA. RefSeq names its product abscisic acid receptor PYL4-like. Gene Ontology annotation, molecular function: abscisic acid binding; signaling receptor activity; protein phosphatase inhibitor activity. The record is from RefSeq and is a predicted model, not a curated record. NCBI's taxonomy places the organism in Eukaryota, Viridiplantae, Streptophyta, Magnoliopsida, Rosales, Rosaceae. Gene Ontology annotation, cellular component: cytoplasm; nucleus. Gene Ontology annotation, biological process: abscisic acid-activated signaling pathway.